This is a messenger RNA of Onthophagus taurus, 3792 nucleotides long. Lineage: Eukaryota; Metazoa; Arthropoda; Insecta; Coleoptera; Scarabaeidae. The record is from RefSeq and is a predicted model, not a curated record.
CGUCGACGUCGCGACGCCCUCACCAACGCAUUGGUGUGUCAAUUUUCAAUUUUUCCCUCUCGGGACGUAGCAAAAAUGUAAAUCUUUAAGAUCGCGAGCCAAAAAGCGCUCCGAAUCGAUACGAUUUCGUUCGCAAACAGAUUUUAAUCCUGUUUUUCUCGCAAAGAAAUGGAGCUUUUAAUAAUAAUUGAAGUGUUAAUAUGAUAAUAGAGGUUCGCUUAUUAAGGAGAAACUCAGUGUUGUCAUGUGCAACUUUAUGGAUAUUCCACGUAGUAUAGACGUCAAAAAGAAGAUUACAAUAUGUUAAAAAAACUGAAACACAUCGAUUCCGGUUAGAGAAGAAGAAAAAAAUAACAUCACAACGGGAACGAAGAUAACGAGUUCGUUGUUUUAAUAUUAAUUAUUAAUUGACAACCGAGUAAACGUUCAGUUUUAUGUAUGUAAGUGGUAAGAUGCUGCUUCUGGUGAUGUUGAGAUGACAAGAAAUCAUUGAAGAUGCCUGGAGGAAGACGGGGCUUAGUCGCCCCACAGAAUACAUUUUUAGAGAACAUUAUAAGACGUUCAAAUCAACAGCCAGACAGUAGUUUCUUACUGGCCAACGCUCAGAUUGUGGACUUCCCGAUUGUCUAUUGCAACGAGGCGUUCUGCAAGAUAUCAGGGUACAACAGAGCGGACGUGAUGCAAAAAUCUUGUAGGUGCGCCUUCAUGUUCGGCGAACUAACCGACAAGGAGACCAUCGGCAGGAUCGACCACGUACUCGAGCACCAGCUCCACGACCAGUUCGAAAUAUUGCUUUACAAGAAAAACAAGAACAAAGGCACUCCCGAAGAAACACCACUAUGGCUGCUCUUGCAAAUAUCGCCUAUCAAGAACGAACGGGAUCUCGUUGUCCUGUUUUUGCUCACAUUCAGAGAUAUUACCGCUUUAAAACAACCUAUAGAAACCGACGACACCAAAGGAGGUUUAUCAAAAUUUGCAAAGUUAGCAAGAUCAGUAACAAGAAGCAGAUCAGUGUUGGUGUCACAGUUUUCAUCUCAUUUGCCAAACUUGAAGGACACCACGAAACAAUCACACCUUGCUCAAAUGAUGAGUUUAAGUGCGGAUAUAAUGCCACAAUACAGGCAGGAGGCUCCAAAAACACCACCUCACAUCCUCCUGCAUUAUUGCGCUUUCAAGGCGAUUUGGGAUUGGAUCAUUUUGUGCCUCACCUUUUACACCGCUAUUAUGGUACCUUAUAACGUAGCUUUUAAAAAUAAAACGUCCGAAGACGUUUCGUUGUUGGUGGUGGACUCGAUUGUUGACGUUAUCUUUUUCAUCGAUAUCGUUUUGAAUUUUCACACAACCUUCGUUGGACCAGGUGGCGAAGUCGUUUCGGAUCCCAAAGUUAUACGAAUGAACUAUUUGAGAAGUUGGUUUAUCAUCGAUCUAUUAAGCUGUUUACCGUACGAUGUAUUCAAUGCCUUCGAUCACGACGAAGAUGGUAUCGGAAGUUUAUUUAGUGCUUUAAAAGUGGUGCGAUUGCUCAGAUUGGGUCGAGUUGUAAGGAAACUCGAUAGGUAUUUAGAGUACGGAGCGGCGAUGUUAAUUCUCCUGCUUUGUUUCUAUAUGCUGGUUGCUCAUUGGUUGGCUUGUAUUUGGUAUUCGAUAGGAAGAUGUGACGCAGAUAACGGUGUCCAAUACAGUUGGUUGUGGAAAUUAGCUAAUAUCACUCAGAAUCCGUAUUCAUACGUUUGGGAUAAUGGAUCGAGUACAUCGGAACUUAUUAAUGGACCAUCUAGGAAAACCAUGUACGUUACGGCGCUUUAUUUUACCAUGACCUGUAUGACAUCCGUUGGAUUCGGAAAUGUUGCUGCAGAAACUGAUAAUGAACGAAUAUUUACUAUUUGCAUGAUGAUAAUAGCCGCGCUCCUAUACGCUACAAUUUUCGGUCACGUAACAACAAUAAUUCAGCAAAUGACAAGCGCCACAGCAAAAUAUCACGAUAUGUUAAACAACGUAAGAGAAUUUAUGAAGCUACACGAAGUUCCUAAAGCUUUAUCGGAAAGAGUUAUGGAUUACGUGGUAUCCACGUGGGCAAUGACGAAGGGUUUGGAUCAGGAUAAGGUAAACGCACAGGUCCUGAACUUUUGCCCUAAAGACAUGAAGGCCGACAUAUGCGUUCAUCUUAACAGGAAGGUAUUCAACGAACACCCCGCCUUCCGGUUAGCUUCCGACGGAUGUUUAAGAGCUUUGGCCAUGCAUUUUACGAUGUCCCAUUCGGCACCCGGAGAUCUCCUCUAUCACACGGGAGAGUCGAUCGAUUCUUUGUGUUUUAUAGUAACCGGUUCGUUAGAAGUUAUUCAAGACGACGAGGUGGUAGCGAUCUUGGGAAAAGGUGACGUAUUCGGAGAUUCAUUUUGGAAGGGAAAAGCUGUGGGUCAAUCUGCAGCGAACGUCCGCGCUUUAACUUAUUGCGAUCUCCAUACAAUAAAAAGAGAUAAACUUCUUGAAGUGUUAGAUUUUUACGAGGCCUUUGCGAACAGUUUCGCAAGAAAUUUAGUUUUAACUUACAAUUUACGAAUGAGACAGAUUUUUCGAAAAGUUGCCGACGUUAGACGCGAAAAAGAAUUGGCCGAGCGACAAAAAAACGAACCUCAAUUAGAUCAAAAUCAAGACCAUCUCGUAAGAAAGAUUUUCUCAAAAUUUAAAAGAGAUAGAUCUCAACACGCCCCGGCUCCUCCACCAUCAGAUGUCGAAAAAGGAGAUGAAACCGAUAAAAACAUGGUUAGGGUGAUGUCUACCACUAAAUUAUCUGCCGUCGCUGAAAAAGAUGACGCAAGCGGAAACGGAUCCGUAACCACAAAAGUAGCAAGAACAACACCGGCAAGAACCAGUAAAUGGGGAAGAUUAUUAGGUUCAUCUAGCUUAGAUUCCAGCUCGGAGGCUCCUCAAAUCUCAUCAGCUUUCACAAGAAGUUUAAGUGCAAAAGAUGCAUCAAAAGAACGUCCGAGUUCAUCGUCAUCGGGAAGUAGUGGGAGCCAAAGUGGAAGCGGCAACAAAGUUUUCCCAAAACUUCAAAAAGUCUCCACAACAUCCAACCCGGGAAUAACAAGACAAGACACCAUCGAAGAAAUCGUCGAAAUCGAAGCACCUCAUCGCGGGGUUCAACUAAGAAAAAUGCAAAGUUACGAUUGCGGAUUAAGAGAUCCAUCCACAGCAUCGUUAUACCAAUCAUCUCAUCAUCAACAAGCAUCGAUCGCACCGCCCGAAUACAAAGAAUUAAUGACCAACUUAAUGGACUUUAAGGUUGACGUCAAACUGGAGAUUCAAAGACUCAAUCAGAAAAUGAGUCGAAUGGAGGAGAUGCUCGUCGAGCUUCUGGCGAAAGUAAGCGCUCAAAGCAGUUCCUCAACGUCUCCGCAAGGCGAUGACACAAAAAAAACGUCUUCCAUCAAUACUCCUCCAGAGCGACCGACCGAUCUUUUACCGUACGCCGAAGGAACCGGUUUGGGGCCUUUAAUUUUAAGGAAAAGGAGAUCGAAAAGUCGAAAUAAAGGAACCGCACCGCAAGCGCCAACACCAUCGAAAGGAACGCCGGACAGUGCCACCGCAAGUCCAACGGAAACGACUAAAAUGUUAGAUGACCCGUCCUCGAGGAAAUCUGCGGAUUUUCUCUAGCACCAUUUUGUAGGAUAGAGUAGAUAUUAGUUGAUGCCUGCCACCGGUAAAAUUCUUUAAAUAGAUGGAUAUCGUAAUGUAAUAAGUAAAAUUUAUAACCCUUUAACACACAAAAUUUAAACCAAACAAAUUUAU